This is a messenger RNA of Coregonus clupeaformis (lake whitefish), 2622 nucleotides long. RefSeq lists its product as uncharacterized. Bases 32 to 2410 code for a protein of 792 amino acids. The transcript is spliced from 5 exons. Gene Ontology annotation, biological process: protein homooligomerization. Gene Ontology annotation, molecular function: protein binding. The record is from RefSeq and is a predicted model, not a curated record. Lineage: Eukaryota; Metazoa; Chordata; Actinopteri; Salmoniformes; Salmonidae.
UCUGCCUGAGGACUGCUACACAGACUGCAAUAUGUCGAGAAUGCCUGGCAGAGCAGACUGCUCUAGCUACACAGUGGGGACAGAGCGGGAGGAGCACAUGAGUUGCCCGGAGACUGAGAGGAGCGGAGAUGAGGAGGAUGAUGAGAUCCAGGAGGUGCAGAUCACCGGGGAGGAGGAGUACGGGGAGGAUGAGCUGGAGUGGGAGGCAGAGUGCGCAGACCCCGACAGCUGCUCCGCUAUGGAGACAGAAGCGGUCCUUAUGCGUAGUACGGACCAGUGCAGCGGAUUGGGACCGGGAGCGGGGGCGGACCAUAGACUGUUUCACAUCCCCGGACUGGACUCAGAUCCGGAUGGAGACCUGCAGCGGUCUGACCGCUCCAGACUGAGCGAGAACACCCGCCUGGCUACCAGGUAUGCGGUGCGGAUCUUCCGGGAGUACCUGAGCGAGAAAUCCCAAAGUCCUGACUUUGAAACUCUGGACAAGGAGGCGCUGUGCGCGGUCCUGCGGUCUUUCUACGCGGAGGCACGCUCUAAGAGCGGCCAGCUCUACAGCAAGUCUUCUCUCAUCAGUAUUCGGAGUUCUCUGAACCGCUAUCUGAAUGAGCCACCGUACUGUCGCACCCUGGACCUCACCAAGGACCCGGAGCUGCGCAGCGCCAACCUGACCCUGGCCGCAGUCAUCAGAAAGCUGGAGGAGCAGGGUGCUGGUCCCGUGGUGCAGAAACAGGCAAUCACGCGUGCGGAUCUGCGAAACCUCUACACCUCCAUUGUGUUUAACAUCGAUACGCCGUUCGGGCUGCUCAACAAAGUGUGGUUCGAGACAUGCAUGUAUUUCUGUACAAGAGGGCGAGAGAAUCAGCGCGAGCUGGAGGAGGAUUCAUUUGGCCUGGCCAUAGACGAGAAUGGGAGAAAGUUUAUCUAUUUCAAAGCACUGGGGCCUUAUCACAAGUCUCGCUCUGCGUGCUGGAAUAAAAAGAGACCAGACAUGGAUGAAGAUACUUUGCCGCGCAUGUAUGAGACGGGAACUGAGUUUUGUCCAUAUGCCAGCUUUGUAAAGUAUGUCUCGAAACGGAACCCGUUGUGCAAAGCAUUCUUCCAACGACCACGAGACCACUGUUGCGCAAGCGACAUGACAUGGUAUGAGAACAAAGCCAUCGGUAAAAACCUGCUGGGCACGAGGAUGCAGAUGCUGUCGCGUGCUGCCAAGCUGUCAAAGACCUACACCAAUCACUGCAUCGGCGCCGUCUCCAUAGCAACGCUCAACAGCAUUGCCGGUAUAGGGUCAAAGUUGGUGUCGCUUCAGAUUGCCUCGGAAACAGUCAAUGGUGGCGUGCAGUCUCAUCUCCAGCUCGUGAUCCCGUACAUCCGACAGGCCACAGACGCAGUGGAACUGAAGCCGCAGAGAACAACAUGGAAAGCUCGUGCUCUCUGCCCCGGCGACGUAUCGGGACCUCCCUCUCCUAAGAAGCUCUGUGUGCGUCCCGGAGAACGCGCAAAGUCCCCUGUGGUCAUAGAGGACGGUAUAGAGCCUGUGGACACCCGACCCCUGGAGCCCCACGGUCAGCCACCCGCUCCUUUACUGACUGACGUGGUAUCCGCGCAGGAUAGCCGUAAUAGCAGCAUGGCCAGUAGGCCGCUGGUCUCCCAGUCCCCUGCCUCUCCGCUGGGCUCUGGGGGUAUCGGGGGUAUCCCCACCCCAGCCCAGCUCACAAAGACCAACGCCCCUGUACACAUAGAUGUAGGAGGACACAUGUACACCAGCAGCCUGGCUACACUCACCAAGUACCCUGAGUCACGGAUUGGUCGUCUGUUCAACGGGACAGAGCCCAUAGUGUUAGACAGUCUGAAGCAGCACUACUUCAUAGACCGAGACGGCCAUAUAUUCCGCUACAUCCUCAACUUCCUGCGGACGGCCAAACUGCUCCUCCCCGAAGACUUCAAAGAGUUCUCUCUACUCUAUGAGGAGGCCAGGUUCUUCCAGCUAUCCCCACUACAAGAAGAAUUAGAAAACUGGAGGAGUGAGCGCGAGGCCAGGAGUGUGUGGCGUGUGUGUGAGUGUGUGGUGGUACGUGUAGCUCCAGAGUUGGGAGAGAGGAUCACUCUGAGUGGGGACAGGGCUUUGAUCGAGGACGUGUUUCCAGAGGUCGGGGACGUCAUGUGUAACUCCAUGAACGCAGGCUGGAAUCAUGACUCUACUCACGUAAUUCGCUUCCCACUCAACGGAUACUGUCACCUCAACUCUGUACAGGUAUUGGAGAGGUUGCAGCAGAGAGGGUUCGAGAUAGCAGGGGCGUGUGGUGGAGGAGUAGACUCCUCCCAGUUCAGCGAGUAUGUCCUACGCAGGGAGGGGAGGAGCAACGGACAGCGUGGCCCCACCCUCAUCUGCAUCAAACAGGAAGCACUGGACUAAGUCCUGCCCAGGUCAGGGGUCACAGUGGAUGAUUGGUCAGGAGAGGAGCUGAAAGCCACACCUCCAUCUCCAAGGGAACACCAACAGAGUCUGACCUGAAGUUUGUUUUAGAAUUUUAGGGUCAUCACUAGUUACGACAGCCACAAAGUCAUAAACCCCGCCUAUUUCUACAAUUUCUCUUAAAUUAUGUGAUUUUAAACAUAACCCUAACC